AUGUCCACCGACGACAGGAAGAAGACGGCGUGUGUCACCGGAGGAAAUGGCUACAUCGCCUCGGUGCUCAUCAAGAUGCUGCUGGAGAAGGGCUACGCCGUCAAGACGACGAUGACAUGGCGAAGAACUCCCACCUCAAAGCCUGAAACCAACUCGAUCGCGUCAUGGCAGAAAGAAGUGAUCGAGCCCGCCGUCCGAGGAACUCUGAACGUGAUGAGGUCGUGCGUCAAGGCCGGGACGGUGAAGCGCGUGAUCCUGACCUCGUCAGCGGCCUCGGUCAUCAGGACGCAGCUGCAAGGCGACGGCCAUGUGCUGGGCGAGGAGUCCUGGUCCGACGUCAGUACCUCACCGCCACCAAGUCUGGUCUCUGGGUACACGCGCGGACACGCAUCCGUUCAAGUUCAGGCGUACCCGGUGUCCAAGGUGCUCCUGGAGAAGGCGGCGAGCGGGUUCGCGGAGGAGCACGGCGUCAGCCUCGUCACCGUCUGCCCCGUCAUCACCGUGGGCGCCGCGCCGGCACCGAGCGCACGCACCAGCGUCCCGAACUGCCUCUCCCUUCUAUCCGGCGACGAGGCAGAGUUCGGCGUGCUGAGAGCCAUGGAGAUGGCGACAGGCACGGUGGCGCUGGUCCACGUCGACGACGUCUGCCGCGGCGAGGUGUUCCUCGCCGAGCAGGAGGCGGCCGCGGGGAGGUACCUCUGCUGCGGCCUCAACACGACCAUCCUCGAGCUCGCACGUUUCCUGUCUGAGAAGUACCCGCAGUACACUGUGAAGACGAAUCUGCUCUCCGGCGAUCUGCUCGAGAAGCCGAGAGUACACGUGUCGUCCGGGAAACUGGUGAAGGAAGGGUUUGAUUGCAAGUACAAGAUGCUGGAUGGGAUGUAUGAUGACAUGAUCGACUACGGGAAGGCCUUGGGAAUUCUGCCAUAG
Molecule: messenger RNA, 930 nt
Organism: Miscanthus lutarioriparius
Lineage: Eukaryota; Viridiplantae; Streptophyta; Magnoliopsida; Poales; Poaceae
Source: the annotation of a GenBank genome assembly